Molecule: messenger RNA, 4809 nt
Organism: Caenorhabditis remanei
Lineage: Eukaryota; Metazoa; Nematoda; Chromadorea; Rhabditida; Rhabditidae
Exons: 5
Coding region: 1-4809 (1602 amino acids)
Biological process (GO): DNA integration
Molecular function (GO): nucleic acid binding
Source: RefSeq, a predicted model, not a curated record
AUGCCUGUCGGUCUCACCUAUCCCAGCCUUCAAAGCGUUUUGGAACAUUUGGAGGCAGUGAAGCGUGCACAUAUAAUUGCUCGUUCCCCAGGCCUUCGACGAGUAGAUAAGUUAAUUACACUUUAUCUGGAGAUCCUUAAUAUUGGAGGAGGGGAUCUCACUUUCAACAAAUUAUUAAUUACGUGUGAUAAAGAUGAAGUGAAAUUCUAUAUGAAUGGGAAAACAUUCAUCCGACAGAGAACGGAAAGUCAGGAAGAAAAAAUGAAGAAAAUAAUCAACUUUUAUAUUCCUGGAAGAUCAACAAUCCGUGUGCACAAGAUGGAUUGGGUUCACAGUUCGCUCCCAGUUUUCUUGCCUGCCGAUCUAAAAUUGAGAGUGAAUUUUUUGAAAGCACUCUACUGUGAAAGCUUCGAAGAAGCAAUUCCAUUAAUAGACCCUCGUAGCUUUCCUCUUAAAACUGUUGUUACUAUCCCUGAAUCCUCAAACUUUGACAGCCAAAUCGUUCAGUUAGCAGAAACUCUUAUUCUGGACUUUUUUAUUGAUGAAACAGUCACUGUUGAAGACCUCAAGAAACUUAACAACAAGACAGUGGUAUUCGAAUGCUUCAAUUCCAAAAUUGAUAUGGUUUCAUUGAUUAAGUACCACGUUGAAACUAGAAAGAAGGUUGACACCACAUUUGUGAUUUCAACAAGUGCAAAGGGUUUUAUCAAUGAUAUGCUACAUCAGUUCGAACUUGUGUUUGGUGAAUACAAAAGUGAUCUGGAUGGCAUUGAUGAAAGAUUUAUUCCCGAAUUGUCUAAGUUCUCCAUCCCAAUCAACAACGAAUCUAGAAUCCAAGUGUACGCAAUCGAGGAUCCAGAAGAAAAAUAUCUGCGUAAUAUAAUUGUGAAACCAGGGUCGUGUAUUGCCGACGUCAUCAUAGAACAUGAGUUUUUGGUUGCUGAAGAUGAUUGCUGUCCAGGAAAUGCAUUGAUCGGAAUUGAUUUCAUGAAAUCAUUGGAUCGUCGAGGAAUUCGUACAUGGUUGAGACCAGCUAUGCAGAAACUACAAAUCGGGACAGUAAUGAUCGACCUUGUUGGACCCCAACGUAAGCCUUUCGAGUUAACAAAUGUUGUAAUGGAGAUGAUUAAUGCGGACGACGUUAUGUUGAAACCAGGACAAGAACAAUUACUAAAAAUUGCUAAUGGAGCUGAUAUCGAGGCUGAUCAAGCCGUAUUGCUGAAAUCGAAACCAGAAGGAAACCUGCUAUUCGAGAAGACUGUGUUUCAUCCGUUGGACAGUCGUGAAACCACAAUUCGAGUGAAGAACAAUUCAAAUAGAACCAUUCAAUUACAAGCUGGAGAUGUGAUUGGAAAAGGAGCGAUUGUUCAGUUGAAGAAUUUGUCAAAGCCAGGAUUACCGGAUGAGCCAGCUGAAGCAAAUUGGGAAGAAAGAAUCUUGGAAACAAAUGGAACUAAGUUCAUGGACAAGAUUGAUUGGACAGGAUCGGAAUUGAAUGCUGAGAUGAAAGAGUUGCUGAAGAAGAUUUUCAAGAAGUGUCGUCAUGCAUUUUUCAACGAAGAUGGUGAUAUUGGACUUUUCAAAGGAGGAAUCGAGCACUCAAUCGUGAUCAGAAAAGACAUGCCUUUUCCGAAAUCAAGGACAUAUCGUGUAGCACUUGGCACUCAAGAUGAAGUCGAAAAACAAGUUCAAGAGAUGAUAUUGCUGGACAUUAUAGAGGAAUCAACAUCUACAUUCAUCAGUCCAAUUGUCUUAGUGCGGAAGAAAGAUGGUACGUAUAGAUUUACUACUGAUUUUCGUCUGCUGAAUGCUGUGACAGUGAAACAAAACUAUCAAAUUCCACUUAUUUCCGAUAUUGUGGAUUUGGCUAGUGAUGGGACAUUUUUCACAAAUUUGGAUCUCAUCCAAGGAUUUUUUCAAAUACCACUGAGAAAAGAAGAUCGACCACUCACUGCAUUUGCUACCCCAACUGGAACUUAUCAAUACAAGAGAAUGCCGAUGGGAUUGUGUGGUGCUCCCCACACUUUCCAGACAGCUGUUCGACAAUUACAAAAGAAAACGAAGGCCAAGUUAUUUUGCUAUUUGGAUGAUUUACUCAUCGUUUCGAAUACGCUGGAACAACAUAUGAAAGAUAUUGAAGAAGUUCUACAGAAUAUUGCUGAAAUUGGUUUCAAAGUCAAGAUCGAAAAAUGCAAGUUUGCUCAACCAGAAGUCACAUUUUUGGGAUUGCUCGUCGGAAGAAAUGGAGUCAAGCCGAAUCCAGCCAAAGUGAAAUCAAUCAAGGAGUUUCCUGUACCAAAAACACCAACUGGAGUCAGAGCAUUUCUCGGUAUGACUAAUUAUUUUCGAAAAUUUAUCAGACAAUUCGCGGAAUUGGCUGCACCACUGCACGAUCUUACGAAAAAAGAUCAACAAUUUGUUUGGGAAGAAAAACAUCAAGAAUCAUUCGAUCAAUUGAAAGCUGCAUUAUGCUGUACUCCCGUUCUACAAGCACCAAGAGCUGGUUUUCCCUUUGUUAUCGAGUCAGAUGCAAGUUCGAUCGCUGUAGGAGCUUUGCUUUUACAAACCGGAGAGGACGGAGAACUACAUCCAAUUGCAUAUGAUAGCCGGAAGCUGACAACAACGGAAAGGAAGUAUCCACCCAUUGAAACUGAAGCACUUGCUCUUGCAUUUGCUGUCAAAGCUUUUCGGACCUAUAUUCUUGGAUCAUCUGUCACCGCCAUCGUGGAUCAUCGCCCUUUAACCAGUCUUAUGCAUAGAAGAGAUCUCAUCGGAAGACUGGCGAAAUAUCAAAUAAUUCUUCAAGAAAUGGAUCUCACAAUUAUAUACCGUCCGGGAAAGCUCAAUAGCGUGUGUGAUGCAUUAUCUCGGUAUAUUGGUAACGAAGUCAAAGAAUGCAGAGAAAAGCCGAGCAAGAAGUCUGAAGAAGUCCACAAUGUGGAAGAUAGUAGUGAGUCUAUUGACCAAGGUGUUAUUAAGAAGAUUCAAGAAGAAACGCCAUGGAUUGCUGAAAUUUCGAAGAAGCUGGAGCAGAUGGAUCUGAAUUCGUUGGAACGCUACCGGAAGGAAAAUGGAGUCGUUUAUGUCAAGAACCAGAAAGGAGAUAUGGUAAUUUUGGUUCCCAGAGAAAAAGAUGUCAUUAGCGAUAUUAUGAAGAGAUACCAUCAAACUGCUCACUUGGGAGCACAUCUGGGAGCUGAAAAGACAGAAGCAUCUAUCGGAAGAAGAUUUUACUGGAAUAACAUCACCAGAGACAUCAGGAAUUUCGUUAGGAAAUGCGAAGCUUGUCAGAGAAGAAAAAUCAAUCCGCAUGCUGAAACAAAGGAGCCGAUGGGACAUUUGGAGUUACUUGGAAGACCGUGGGAACGAGUUCAUGCUGAUAUUUGCGGACCAUGGCCAGUUACCAAAGAUGGAAAUCGGUAUGUCUUUACAAUCAAAGAUGAUUUCACCAAGUACACCCUUGCGAUUCCAAUCGAAAAGCAAGAUGCUGCUACAAUGGCGAAAAUUUUUGUGGAGACGAUUGUUCUGAAGUUUGGAGCCCCGAAAAUUUUGUUGACGGAUAAUGGAACUAACUUCAAGUCGGAUUUGUUUGAAGAGAUGCUGAGAACAAUGAAGAUUCAACACAAUCUAACGGCGCCAUACCACAAAUCUGCAAAUGGAACUGUCGAGCGAGCUCAUAGGACAAUUGAGGAAGUUCUUUCAUCCUUUGUCAAUUCUACUCAAACUGACUGGGACCAGAAGUUGCCAUUUGUCAUGUUCGCUAUCAACUCUGCCCCACAUGCUAUCACCAAAUGCAGUCCUCAUCAAGCUUUAUUUGGACAUGAGCUGCCGACCCCUGAAGAUGUGAAUCUGGGGAUUCCUCUACCGUCUUACUUGGAUGUGGAAGAUUUCCAAGGUCAACUGAGAGCACAUCUGAAGGACCUUCAUGAAGGAAUCAAGGAGAAGCUGAAAAUUCAUCAAAAGAAAGCCGAGGAACAAUACGACAGGACUCAUCGGAUUGCUGAGAGGAAGAUCGAGAUUGGAGAUAAGAUUUUCGUGAGAAGAAAUGAACCAAAGAACAAGUUGGCACCAAGAUUACAUGGACCAUUUCAUGUUGUCGAAGUGUCACAGUUCAAUGUUUCAUAUCAAGAUGGAAAGAAGAAGAAAAUUGCCAACAAGAACGAUGUCAGAUUAGCCGAAUCGAUGGAGGAUGAUGCGACUACAACGAGUGAUAUGGAUGAGAUGGAAGCUGCGCCGAUGGACGAGGAUUCGAGGAAGAAAAAUGUUAAUGAUGCGCCAACGAAGGAGAUGGAGGAUUCGAGGAAGAAAAAUGUUAAUGAUGCGCCAACGAAGGAGAUGAAGGAUUCGAGGAAGAAAAAUGUUAAUGAUGCGCCAACGAAGGAGAUGAAGGAUUCGAUGAAGAAAAAUGUUAGUGAUGCGCCAACGAAGGAGAGGAUGGAAUCGAUGAAGGAAAGUUAUACUGAUGCGCCAACGAUGGACUCGAUGAAUAAAACUGUAAUUGAAGCACCAGAGAAGAAGAACCUAUCGUGGAAGAAAGCUGAUUCAAAGCAGAAGGACAAGCCGAUGUCGAUGAAGGGAAGCCGCGCCAAGCAGAAUGAUGUCGAAGCAAACCGAAAACUCUCUCACCAUAACAAGCCACAAACACCCAACACCACAUCAAGUCAACUUCCGCCUCAAUCAAGUCAACUCCCUAUCCAUUUAUGUCAACUUCAAGUCAAAAAGAAUUAUGCCAACUCAUCUGAGGAAGUCAAAUAUAUCAAGAAGAAGAAUUCAAGUCUGCAGAAGGACGAUCGAGGGCGCUCGUCUUAG